AUGUUUUUGACAGUCGACAACGUUUCCUGUGCAAGAGUUUCGGAAGAAUGUCUUGGAAUUAUGGGAUAUUACCCGUUAGAAUUAUUGCAUAAAUCCUUAUAUAAUUACGUGCAUGCUCAAGACAUCGAAAGGGUACAAAAAUUGGUUUCUUCGUUAUAUGAGGAUGCGUAUCGGUAUUGUCAAGCAUCCCAAUAUUCAUCAUCUAAUAAUACCCCCGUCACAUCCGAAGAUCCAGGAUUUUCACAAAUCAGCCCAGAAAUUUUACAACAUCCAGCUUCUAGGGGUCCAAUAAAUGACGUAUCUGAUUUGAUACACAUGAGACAAAGAAUAGGUCAAUAUGAUUUGUAUGAUGUAAGAAUGUAUUUUGGUGGUGGUCUCGGUGCAAAUUUGGCACGCAAAGAAACUUGGAAUAAAUUGUAUAUUGUGGGACGUUUCACUCGUGUCAAAAUUGGAACUUGCUUAACAAACGACGGGUCUAAUUACGUUCAACCAAGAAAUUCAGUUGCUGGAGGUUUUUCGACAUCAAACACAUCACCUUCAAAUAUCCCAAUUGAUCCCGAGCUAUUAAAUAUGCAUCAUAAUCACAUUGGUCCGUCCGGUUCGAGUUUAGGUGUUGGAAGAUCGGGUCUUAUAAGUCCCGUUUUGUCACCAAGAACUCCUGAAAUUGUUCCAGCACCUUUAUAUGAUGACUUACACCCUAUACCGAAUUAUACUUUCGGUCACAAAAAACCUCUUCACCCUCAUACUUCGUACGAUCAUUUUUCACAAGAUCGUCGUUCGCAGGAUCAUCGUAACGUUUCUGAAACUUAUGCUCCAUCUUAUUCACGUACAAAUCCAAAUAUUCCUCGACAUGAACCUCUUUAUUUACCCUCUUCAUCUUCAGGAUCACAAUCCUCAUCGUUAUUCGAAAGGCGCUCUUCGGCGUUUAAUAUGAGCGAUUCUUUCCCAAAAUUUCAAAAUGAUGAACGAGUAAAAGACGUGAUUGUUUCUUCUAUACCAAGGGCAUCAUCUUCACGUGUGGGCACAGUUCGAGAAGAAUGUUCUUCAACAAGGAUGAGCGGUUAUGUUGGUAUACUCGCAAUGGGAUGUGAUUUAUGA
Molecule: messenger RNA, 1098 nt
Organism: Funneliformis caledonium
Lineage: Eukaryota; Fungi; Glomeromycota; Glomeromycetes; Glomerales; Glomeraceae
Source: the annotation of a GenBank genome assembly